AUGUCGCUGAAAUCGUCAAUAUUCAGUACCAAUAAUCUCAAUGCCCUGUCAAGACCGUACGGGAAGAAACCUUCACUGCUGAGACCAUCUAGUCCUUAUAUCAAUAAUGCCAGCAAAAACACUAUUUCUAACCACCACGAACACGUCCACGACCUCGGCGACUACCAACAACAACAACAACAACAAUCAAAAACUACCAUGCCAAAUGCCAAUGGGAAAGCAAAAAUAUCGAGUAAGUCCACACCCAAUAUAUCCAACGGCAAGGAUUCAACUGCAUGGGACUUUCAGGAAAUAAUAGACAACUACGAGCACACGUACAGCUUACCACCAAUAUUAUCUCCAAAACUUCCGAGUUUCUUCGAAAGUAAUGAAACUUCAUUUCCCGUAGGUACUCCCGAUGAUACUAAUAGGAGUAUCAAGAGAUUAAAAACCGAUAACAAGAAUAACAGCUACAUAGAUCUAUCUAAAAAGCCUCAAAGCUCAAAUGCUAUGUCAAAAAAAUCACAGCCCUACACAAAUGACGAAGAUCAAGAAAUGAGUCUGAAAGAAGAUUUGAAAAUGGAACGUCUGAAAUCAAACAAUAGAGCCAGUCUGCAAAUUGAAGCUGGAACUGCUAAUCUUCAAGACGAAGAAUUACCUUUGUCAAUGUUGUCACCUACUUUACCAGCGAUUUUUAAUAAUCUGAAUAGCCUGGAGCCAGCGUCACCUAGACCAACAACAACAACAACAACAACAACAACAACAGCAUCGAAAACAAGACCAACAAAACUAGCUACUACUAAGAAUAGUAACAGUUAUAGUGAACGACAAAUGAGAGAAGUAGUACAGAACAAUGAAAAUCACAAGGUGACUAGCAAGGACGAGAAUUCAACUACAAAGGAAAAGAAGUAUGCAUUCGACAAAGACGCAAAUAGGACUCAGGAUCCACUGACCAAGAUUCAAGAUACUCACCAAACAAACAAAAAGAAACUAGAAGCGAACAAGGAACAGGAUACCAUGAGCUCAAACACCAUAAUAGCCCAGAAGGUCUCAAAACCGUCUUAUUCAAAGGUUACAACAGCAGCAGGUUCGAUCCAAUGGAUUAACAAAGUAUAUGAUAUUUCGAAUCCUAGGUUUCUUGUGCGAAUUGUUUUAUUGAACAAGGUCAAGUAUCUGAGACAUUUUACUAUUCCCCAAAAGGUGCAUCCGCUGGACGGAGGCUAUGGAAAUGACGACGACGACGACGACGACGACGACGAGGAUAAUGAUGAUGACGAUGAUAAUGAUAGUGAUCCAGUUAAUAAUCAUCGUCAUAAUAAGAAUACCAAACUUGAUGGUGAUAAUGCAACCCAAGAUCAGCAUGUCAAAGCCAAAAUGGAGGAUAUGCAGAAUAUUCAUGGUGGUCUGAAAAUAAACACAGAUUCUACACCUGCUGAUUCUGUAGCCUCUCCAAAUUCAGUAAAUGGCCAAAGCAAAAUACCAGUUAGAAAGCGACACAAAAUAUAUAUUGAAAAUGAUUCAUCUGACCUGGAUAGUAUACAACGGCCUUCUACGUCACGCCAAAAAAAUAGUAAAGAUCCAAGUCCAGAGCAAGAACAAUCCCGUGCUUCAUCAAGUAGUCUGAAAGACGCUUCAAUUACAGCAAAGGCAAUGGCAGAGCUUGACGAGGAGAGGCGCCGUUUUGCUCGCUUCAGACAAGCCAAGAUGAAAGAAAUUGAAGAUAUCGAAAGAGCAAAUAAGGAGCUAGAAAAAAGAUUGAAGCAAAGAGAAAGCGAGUUGCGCGAUGAAAGUGAAAGAUACCGACAACAACAGCAGAGUGCAAAAGAGAUUAAUAUAACUGCACAAGGUUCGAACUUGAAUUAUGGCGAGAAACAAUUAUAUCACAAUUCAUAUAUUGACGUAUCAAAUACUCAGCCAAACCUCAACUUGAGCCUAUCUGAAAGUGAAACUUUGAAUAGCAAAUUGAAAGAUAGGAGAGGAUUUUGGCAGAACCAAGCCAAAAAUCUUGCUUCACAAUUUGGUACCCACAACCAAUCUAGACUUUCUGGUUUGGUAAAGGAUGCGGAAGUUAUUACCCGCGUUUGUUGUAUGGUUGAUGUUGUAUUGAUGCAAAUGGUUGCAUGCGAUUAUGACGAGCGAAGCAAGAUAGUUAUGCGUGUUUUACCAAGUGAGAGAUCGUGGAUGAAGCUUGAUACUGAUGUAAUUGAGUUUAUCACUCAGAUUACAGAGACAAUAGAAUAUUUAAAGCCCGUUACUAACACCAAGACCAACACCAACACCAACAAGAACAACAAGAACAACAACAAUUAUAAUCUACAUGAUGCUAAUAGUGCAUUAAUUUUGAAUUUCCUCAAGGUAAUUCGAUGUCUACUAUACCAGCUUAGAGCUUUACUAAGUAAACACAUUUGCAUGAUUCUUACAAGGGUCAUUGAUGAUUACAGAUUAAAGAUUGCUAAAUCUAAUAACGAUUAUGCAUUAUUGAAAAAGAUAAUUGAGCUACAAGUACAGGAACGGGAUUUGAAAACACUGCAAGCCGAACUAUUUGCUAAUGGACAGCCAACAUUCUUGAGCUCUACUAUAGAGUUUCAUUUUCCAAACACAUGGAGCAAAAGAAGCUUGGACAUAACUGAGGUGCUGAGAUGGGAGCGUGAACAGGCUUACAGUCAACAAAAUUUGAAAAAACUGCAUUUAAAACCAUUGUGCAAAGGACAAUGGGGUGAUGGCGGUUUAUUUUACUUGCCACUAGGACUAUAUUCGAGCUUAAGUGAGAUGAGUAGUCUCUUGUAUUUGAUUACCCGAGAAUUUAUAGAAAAAUGGAACCAAAUGAAUCUUGAGCGGGAGAGAUGGGUGCUAUAUAGGUUACAAUGCGGACCUCCAGAUUAG
This is a messenger RNA of Lodderomyces elongisporus, 2862 nucleotides long. RefSeq lists its product as uncharacterized. NCBI's taxonomy places the organism in Eukaryota, Fungi, Ascomycota, Pichiomycetes, Serinales, Debaryomycetaceae. The coding region runs from base 1 to 2862 and encodes 953 amino acids. The transcript has a single exon. The record is from RefSeq and is a predicted model, not a curated record.